GCGGGACGCUUCCUCUUCCUCCUCCUCCUCCCCCGGCGCGCGGGAUUCAGGUCAUGUGACUGGCCGGUGAGACGGGCUCACGUGACCCGGUCCCGCUCCCGGCGGGCAAGGAGGAGGGGGGAGUGGGCCGGUGGUGUCGGUUGCCAUGGAGACGCGCCUGCUGCUGCUGCCCCUGUGCCUGUGCUGGGCCCUGAGCGCGGGGGGCGCCGAGCGCAGCGGGCCCCCCAACCUCCUCAUCCUGCUCAUGGACGAUAUGGGUUGGGGUGAUUUGGGAGUGUUUGGAGAGCCCUCUAAAGAAACCCCUAACUUGGACCAGAUGGCUGCAGAAGGGAUGCUCUUCCCAAAUUUCUACACUGCUAACCCUCUGUGCUCUCCAUCACGAGCAGCGCUGUUGACGGGACGUCUCCCCAUCAGGAAUGGGUUCUACACCACGAAUGCACAUGCCAGAAAUGCCUAUACACCACAGGAAAUAGUAGGGGGAAUCCCAGGUUCUGAGCUGCUGCUUCCAGAAUUGCUGAAGAAGGCAGGAUAUGUCAGUAAGAUCAUUGGCAAAUGGCAUCUGGGUCACAGACCCCAAUUCCACCCCUUGAAGCAUGGAUUUGAUGAAUGGUUUGGAUCCCCUAAUUGCCAUUUCGGACCUUACGAUAACAAAGCCACCCCAAACAUCCCUGUGUAUAGGGACAGGGAAAUGAUUGGCAGAUAUUAUGAAGAUUUCAAAAUUAAUCUGAAGACAGGGGAAGCAAACUUAACUCAGAUCUACUUACAGGAAGCUCUCGACUUUAUUAGCCGGCAGCAAGCCAGUCAUCAGCCGUUCUUUCUCUAUUGGGCUAUUGAUGCCACUCAUGCUCCUGUUUAUGCCUCCAAACAGUUCUUGGGCACUAGCCAGAGAGGGUUGUAUGGUGAUGCUGUGCGAGAAAUUGAUGACAGCAUUGGGAAAAUCCUAAAGUCCCUUCAAAACCUGGGCAUCAGUGAGAACACUUUUGUGUUUUUCACAUCUGAUAAUGGAGCUGCUCUUAUUUCAGCACCUAAACAAGGAGGUAGCAAUGGUCGCUUUCUGUGUGGUAAACAAACCACUUUUGAAGGUGGGAUGAGGGAGCCAGCUAUUGCUUGGUGGCCAGGCCACAUACCUGCAGGACACGUGAGUCAUCAACUGGGUAACGUGAUGGAUCUCUUCACCACCAGCCUCUCCCUAGCGGGAUUGCAGCCUCCCAGUGACAGACAGAUUGACGGUAUUGACCUUUCUCCUGCCAUCCUACAGGGCAAGCUAAUUGACAGGCCGAUAUUCUAUUACCGUGGCAACGAGAUGAUGGCAGUGAGACUUGGGCUUUACAAGGCUCACUACUGGACCUGGAGCAACUCCUGGGAGCAGUUCAGUCAGGGUAUUGAUUUCUGUCCUGGGCAGAACAUUUCUGGAGUAACAACCCAUACUCAGGAGGAACACACCAAACUGCCUCUGCUCUUCCACUUGGGAAGGGAUCCUGGGGAAAAGUAUCUGAUAAGUUUUUCCAGCUAUGAGUACCAGGAAGUUAUGGAACAAAUAUCCCCCAAAGUCCAGCUGCACAAGGAGACCAUGGUGCCAGGGGAGCCACAGCUGAACGUGUGUGACAAGGCUGUCAUGGAGACGCUCAUAUGAAAUCCCUCUGCCUUCCCGUUCGCCGCCCGCAGAGAUUGUUGAAUUGGGCUCCUCCAGGCUGUGAGAAGCUAGGAAAGUGUCUGGAACCUCCCAAGUCCAAUCCAAAGAAAUGCUUUUGGCCGCACUAAUAUUCCAGCACACAGGAUCUGCUCGAAAGCCGUAAGCAGCUGAGAUCAUGGUUCAGAAUGCACAUGGACACUUGUGUUUACGUCAUGGAAGGGAGUGAUGUAAGAUAUCAUCACCUACUCUUCAGAAGGGACCAAUGGUUACAGCAUUACUUCUCAGGGUUUUAGCAAUUAGUUUUCAUUUAAUUCAGUGUCUCUCUUAAUGGGUCAAAUGAGAUGUUGCUGCAAUACAUGGUAAAUUUUCAGUAAUUAAUAUAAUUUUUAAAUGAUAUGACUAGAGAAGAUUUUCAGCCAAUCACAACUCUCACGUUCCCUCAGGAAUGACUUGGCUGUCCAGUCAACUUGCUCCUUUCCCACUCAGGCUGUUUUCUUCAUUAAAGUGGCUGAAAGUGGCCUCAAGGGAAGGUCCCAGAAGAAGGUUGCCCAGAACUUUCAUACCCUCCAGAUAGAAUAUGCCAGAUUUGCUUUGCUUUACUUUCUGGUCACAUAGGAAUAAAGUUUGUAGCUAGCUGCAGUCAUUUUCAGUAACUAUUUUAAAAUUGUACUUCUAGUGUAAGCUCUUCGAGGCAUGGCCUUUUUUUUUCUUUUUAUCUUUUUUAGUGUGUGUACAUAGCACCUUUCACAAUGGUCCCUGCACCCACAGGCGCUGUCUCCCUGAUGCAAACAUUACCAGCAGGUUCCAGCAGGAGAAUGCCCUGUAUUUCUCAAGCAUGAAUCUGCAAACAGAGCUGUUGUGAGCAUGAGCUAGGUAAUGUUUGUAAUGCACUUUGAAGAUGAAAAGUGUGAUGUAAGUGCUAAAUUUCCCUACAGUAUUACACGGAGUCCCUUUGGGACCCAGGAAUGGCCCUCAGUGGCUUAGUCCAUGAUCCAUUCACUUCAGAAACUCUGGGUUCAGAUAUGGAUUUGGUCACGCUUCCAGCCUGCCACAGGAAGUCACUUUUCAGUCAUAUGGGCACAGCCAGUUGGAGGCUCAGAAAGGCCCAUUUGCAUCAGGAUCUUUGGUCUUGGCAGUGUUCCCAGUUUAUGCUCUACGGGGAAUUCUUCUCACAGUGCAAACUGUCCAAGUGCCGCACUCAGCAUUCUGGGGCCAGCAUUCCUGGAAGUGUCGUUCUCAGGAAGUGUGGAUCCCCAGCAGAAUUGCACAGAGAAAGCUCUUCCCCUGGCUCUGUAUCUGGUACUCAUGCACCUCGCUAGUGCUAGUGGCUUUCUGGUGCACGAAGAAAAGCUAACAAGCCAUUUGGGGAUUGCUGAGGACACACUAGCAGUAAUCCUGGACAGCCUGUCUGGGCCACUUCCGCCACUCCAGAGCACUUGAUGCUAUUCCCAUUUGUCUUGAUGCAGAGGAGAGUUGCUUCAGGAAGGAAACAACUCUUCCACUCCUCCCCCCACCAAAGCCCAUAGCUCCACAUAAAUGGAGACAACCAGCUUCGGUGCGAACCAUUAUACCACCCGUUGAGACCCUGGCUCUGCAACUUUUGCCCACACAAGCUCUUCCCCUGCUUCCAAGCCUAAAUAACCCAAUCCCGCUGUUCCCCCAAGUACUUACCUCCUCUAAACCCCUUCGCAGAGGCUGGACAGCCCCACGAACGUAGGAUUGUCAAGAAGUGACACCGGAGUUGGCCGUAGCGCCCUUUGUGUCAGGAAUUAUAACCAGUACCAGAGCCUCACCCUCCAGCAGAGCCCUCUUAGUAUCUCACAGGUCUGCUCAUCUGCCGGGGUGAUUUUUCUGCUGCUCUUCAUCUUAUGUACCUUGUGGGUUAGAGUGUUCCGUGUUAUCCAUCAAAGAUCUCAAGGCGUCUCUGUUUGAGUCCUAACAUAUUUUAUGUAUGUCAUCCCGGUAUGGCUGGUGCACAGGGCCCAUUUUGAGUGAUAUGCUGGAUGACAGGAGGUGAUGGAUUGGAUCCUGACUGUAGCCAAAGGAAUCAUUACAAAAUCGGCACCCCCAUUUCAGAUCUCUCUCCUCUCUAAGCUUGACUGCCGCUGGGGUCUGUCACCCAGAAAUGCUCAGAGCUCUACUAGCCAUAUUUGUUUAAUACUCUGCACAAUCGACAGGCAUGGAGAUCAGCAAAUGUUGGAUUCCUUUAUUAUGAUGCUCUGAAAAUCCUGUCAACCUAAAAUGUAAUUGUUAUGAAUGCAAUGCUACGAGAUCCAUGGACGAAAGGCACCAUAUAAACAGAGGUCAAUGCUUGUUCUUUGAGCUCCAGCCCACUAAGUUAUCGCUCAUUCUAAGCAUUUAUACCAUGCUUGUCACAGGAGGAUCUGGGUGCUUCUUAUCCCAUGUAUUCCUUACCCACCUUUUUCUUUCUUUCCCAGUUUAUCAUCUCGAAGAUGCUGCUUUUCCCCUCUCUCUAUAUCUUGCUGAUACAGGCCCAUCAAUUUCUUAAUGCCCUCAGUAUUUGAUCAGUUGAUUUUCAUCACUCUGACAACUCAGUUGCUUGAGAUAACACUCCCACACUCCUGAUUUCUGUGAUCAAAAACAAAGGAACAGUCAGACACUGCAAGCCAACAUCCUUAGUACAUCUGACUGUUCCUUUACUAACUUUAGGCUUUGCCAACUCCAGGUGGGUUGCAUCAGCUGAAACAUUCCAGAGGAGCACAUAAUAUUGACAUUUUCCCUCCUUUCUUUCUGGUUCUCUAAGCAUCAAAGUGUUGUAUUAUUGUCUGGAAAAAAAGGGAGGUGGGGAGAGAAACCAAGUUAGAGAAUGUGCAAAAAUAAAUGAAACUGAUGCACAAGCUUGUAAAUCAAAAUGACUGUGCACCCAGCCAGGGCCCCUUAAUGGGGGCACAGUAAGAGAUAUGUAGCAGCCUUGAGAUCCCAGGAUGACUUGUUCUGAUUACACAGAUAUCAAGAGUACUGAAUUGAUUAGAGUUUUACAAACAGCCAUAAGUGUUCAUUAUAAUAUUUCUAAGAUGACAUUGAAUUUAUAACAACGUGUCUGUGGUGUGAUUUGGAAACAAUCAUGCUGAAGUGAUGAAUGCUGAGAAGUGCAACAUUUAGAGCCAGUUUUUUCAAAAGUGUGCACGCAAAAUGUCUAUGUGCACAUUUAUUUGCAGUAGUUCUGCAUAAAAAUAGCCGUUUAGAUGUCUAAUUGAUUUAAUUAAUCACUUGCAUGUGCAGUUAUGACAAGUGAAUAUACAUAGCACUCUUAUUUUAAAUCAAUCCCUUUUCCAAAGAGAGACAGAUUUUGCACACAUCUGCAUGCAGAAUUCUGGAUGCUGUAAGUAAAUCGACAGUGAUAUUUGUUUAAUUCUCUGCUCUGCACUUGUUUCUUUAUAAGAGACAGAAAUUUGAUAUGAAGGAGCUACUGCUUUAAAUUAAAAUAAUAAUUGUAGCAAAUGGAAAUUAGAUUGUUAAGAAGUAUUUUUAAUCAAUGCCUCUUUCAAAGGUGGACAGUUUUUAAUGUUGUUGUGGGCCCAGGGGAAUUGAAGAACAAAAUAAAAAGGUGUUUGAUCAG
Messenger RNA from Mauremys mutica (yellowpond turtle), 5213 nucleotides. RefSeq names its product galactosamine (N-acetyl)-6-sulfatase (gene GALNS). The record is from RefSeq and is a predicted model, not a curated record. Gene Ontology annotation, molecular function: arylsulfatase activity; N-acetylgalactosamine-6-sulfatase activity. NCBI's taxonomy places the organism in Eukaryota, Metazoa, Chordata, Testudines, Geoemydidae. The coding region runs from base 146 to 1633 and encodes 495 amino acids. The transcript is spliced from 15 exons.